Vombatus ursinus (common wombat) is the source of this 1248-nucleotide messenger RNA. Its product is annotated as testis-specific H1 histone. The coding region runs from base 1 to 1248 and encodes 415 amino acids. The transcript is spliced from 2 exons. The record is from RefSeq and is a predicted model, not a curated record. Lineage: Eukaryota; Metazoa; Chordata; Mammalia; Diprotodontia; Vombatidae.
AUGACCGAGGCAGCCGAUCCCGAUGGCGUCUCUAAAGAGAUAGUCCCAGAAUCGUCGGAAAAGCCGCAGGACACACAAGUGAAGCGUCGCCGGCGAUCGGUGCUCCGAGUUUCCCAGCUCCUGCUGCGGGCCAUUGCCGCCCACAAAGGACUGACUCUCACAAUGCUCAAGAAGGAGUUCGGCAACGCCGGCUACCAGGUGGGCAGGAAAUGCAGCGAUCAUUCCUCCUUGGGGCCCAAGCCAGCGUCGGUGAAAGGCACUUUGCUCCGGGUGAGCGGCAGCAAAGCCGAGGGCUUCUUCAGAGUCUGGAAGAGUCUGAAGCCAAUCAAGAAACGUACCAAGAGAAGAUCUGCGGAGAUCGAGGAAGUGAACCAGAAUUGCUUCGAGUCCCUGUUUGCUCGCCGGUAUAGGAAGCCUCCUGAGGAGGAUUCCCAACCCAGCCCAGGGGACUCGUUCAAACCCGAGACGCCCGAGGGGCCCGAGACUCCCGACUUGUACGACUUGUCCGAGACUCCGCAUUCAUCCGAGGAGAAAAUCUACGUGGAGCAAGUGAAUGAAAACCCUGAGGAUAUGGAGGAGGUCGCGCUGAGUUUGGUCCCAGGAUACUCCAUGAGCCAGAAGGCAUCUAAGAAAACGAGGGAAGAGAUGGGGCCCAAGGCGAAGCAGAGAAAGAUAAAGAAGAUGAAGAUGAAGGAGAAAUCGAAAGACCAGUUGAGGUCGACGGAAGGGUCAAAGAGGCCAAAGACAAAGAAAGGAAAGAAAAUGAGGAUUAAGGAGAACAGAGGAGAGACGGUGAACGAAGACAAGAAAACGAAGCCGAAGGAGAAGACAAGGGAGAAGGUGAGGGAGAGGAACGUGGACCCGGAGAAGCAAGUGAAACAUAAGCAAAACCGCCAGAACUGUUGCCAGAGAUACAGCCCGAACCUGAAUCUCGCAUCAGCCAAGUCGAGCAAGAUCCAUGGAGGCAAUAUGAAGGCCCUUGAUCGGAGAACAAGGCGACCUUACAAAAUUUCCCCCCGAAAGGAUUCCUCCCGAAAAGAAAGCGCACAAGGGAUAGAAUCAAUCCUGAAGCGAAGGGAGUGCGACCUCACAGAAUCAAUCAGCCCCCACUUCACCUGUGCACUCUCUGUGUGUUUCUUCAGCGUCUUCUCGAGGCUUUUCACCUCAGCCGGAGAACCUCCAGCCCCAGGCUUGAGACAGACAUUCAGCUUGAUAUUCAAGGGUCACAUUUCGCUUUUCCGACAGUGA